This is a messenger RNA of Purpureocillium lilacinum, 2004 nucleotides long. The record is from RefSeq and is a predicted model, not a curated record. NCBI's taxonomy places the organism in Eukaryota, Fungi, Ascomycota, Sordariomycetes, Hypocreales, Ophiocordycipitaceae.
AUGCGUCUCGCCGGCCUCAUCCUGUCGGGCAUGUGCCUAUCCCCGCUGAGCAACAUCCGUGCCAUCGCCACGCCACCACGGCCAUCUGCCCCUCCGCCGGGUAACAACAUCUCCGCGUAUCAAAUCGUCUAUCGCGGAGACUACAGGGACCCCUCCCGAGUCAGAGACGCCGGCGGGUUUCGACCCAACGCCCUAGGCUGGCAGAGCGUAGACCGCGUGUAUACCAUGGACCACCACUACCAGGGCGGCCCGCGGGGCUGCAACGCCACCGGGCAGCGGCACGUCACGGCGUACGUGUCCGUCGUCGUCAACCCGUGGAUGGCGGCGAGCUACGGGCGAUGGAUCUACGAGAUCCGCGCGACGCCAAACUUCUUCCUCAGCGGCAGCUCCACCGACUAUAACAUCUACGCGCUCGGCGGCGUGCAGUGGAGGCAGAUACGCAGAUAUGGGUUGACUAACCAGGAGAGUUUCGUUGAGGAGAUGCUGCAGGGCAAUCCGGAGUACGAGGAGAACUUGUAUGACUUUUCUCAUCUCGCGCCCCUGUGCCACGUCCGGUCGGAUUUCCCGUAUCAGUUGCAGAGUGGCGAGCCAGACACCAGCAUCAGCAGCAGCAGUGACAACAAAAGAAAAAGCCAGCGUGAGCGGUAUCCCGCUAGAUGUGCCGCCAAUGAGACCAUGAGAAGUACCGAGAUGUUGGCUCUCGUCGGGCCGUUUCCACACACGCGGAGACAAUGGCGCUUCAACAUGCAUCGUCCUCAUUCCAGCGCCCCGGCCGAGCCCGAGAUCAGCUCGGGAGAGCAGAUUGCGGCUCGGGAACUGCAAUCCUUCAUAGACAUGGGCCCUGAGCGUCUGAACGAGAUGUACCCCUACGGCGGCACGGUCGUCGAGGAGCUCCUUCGAUCAGUCCCCUGGAGCGCCUGCGCGUCGGUGGCUCUGUCCUAUAAAUGGCACGGCCCGCGCCAGGUCGAGCCACCACCCAGCAACGCAAGCGGGCAGCACGAAAGCGACGGGUGCUGCAGGGCGGCCACCGUGCUGCGGAACAAGAUCGCGGACUUGCCCGGCGCCGUGCUGAGGACUUGCACGCGUCUCUCUGCGCUCAAGUUUGGGAUCCAGCUGAGCGACUCAUGGCUCUCAGGCACGUGGGACACGCUCAUCCUCGCUUUUGGCGACGGCGAGGCGCACAAAAUCGCUUCCAGCCCAGGCCGCGGGUUCCACGAGUGGCAAAACAUUAGCAUGCAGCGCACCUUCAAGUCCGACGUGGUGGCGCUCGACCACCUCACUCGGAUCCGCAUCUUUCAGGAGCCUACAAGCGUGCUCGUCCAUGACAAGUGGGACCUUGUAGGGGUCAAGUUGAAGGCACGGUGCGCAGACUCCCUCACGGAGCUGCACCUCGACAAGUUGCAGUCGGAGAACAUCGAGUCUUUCCGGCCGGUCGUGCGGCACGGGGUUGCCUGGCUGGCGUGGUCCAACAAGAUUGACCCGAAGAAGGACUGGGUCACGUACAUCGACUGCAGCCACUUCAAGGCCAUCGAGAUUGAGCUGCGGCUCGCCAAGUCUUCGAAGGAGUUGAAGCUCGAGGAUCUCUUUCUGAGUUUCGUCAACGAGGGCAUCGGUCGCAACACCGUCACGGCGAGGACCAAGUCUUUUGAGAUGGACAAUCUUUUGGUCACUCAACUGAGGAGAACGUUUAGUAAAAGCCCCGUCCCGGUUCGGGACAUCAAGUACUUUGGCGUCUACUCGCAUGCCCAGCAGGCGCCGAUACCGUUCUGGUGGAAGUCGAUAGGGCUCACCGUCAAGGGACACUGUGCUGGCUCGAAUAAUGUGGCCCUGUUCGACAAGUAUGCCAAGGCCAGCGAGAAACUUGAGCGCAAAGACUCGUCCUCCGAUGACAGGCACGAAAUACCCAUGGAAGACUGGCGUUGGGCGACUGCCGAGACAGAGGCAAAGGCCAAAACACACGGAUCGAGCGAUACCUGGUUGUUUGGUGGAACACAUGGAGCUUGA